GCCCAACUUUCAAUGGAUAAAGCUUUCUAUGUUUCUAUAAUGACUUUGUUUAUGUUUAGACUACUCAUCUGAGUUGCUGCAUGACUUAAAAGCAGAAUUUGUAUUGAUCACGACAGAAUGAAUACUUUUACUGAUGGGUGUGUCAGUUUUAAGAAUUAUGUAUCUAUUUUAAAUUGUAGAAAACGGAAAAAUUUAAUCAAGUUAAUUAGAAACGACUUGUUGACUGAAACCUGUCGUCAUUCGGUAAAGAAUCUCAUGAGGGAAAAAUAUUAUUCAAGGAUUCACCUGCUAUACUUGAUUUUUUAAAGAUUUUUUUUAAUAAAAGUGACUUUUUAUAAACAAUUGAUUUCAUUGGAAGGAGCAACUUUUUUGCAAUUCUAUGAGAAAGAGCAAUAACCUGUAAGAUUACAUACAAACAUUGUCAAAGUAAGAAGUCAUACAAAAGUGACAGGAAUAAGUUGUUUAAUGGAGGGUAUAUGAUUGUAUAGUAUGUGCCUACGAAGCAUAUCUGUUUGGAUGUUAGAGAUCGCUAAAGUUUGGAGCUAUGGACAUCAGAGAUGCCAAAGAGACCAAGAGGAUAUUUUGGGCAAGCAAACAGAAACACAUGUGACAUUACAUGACAAAAAGUUACAGAAAGAAAAUCGUCAUCAUCGGAACUCAAUCGCUGAUUCUAGUUCCGAUAAAAAUAAAAACAACGAUUCAGAUAUUGUUCAAGAUUAUAAACAUAGGAAAAACUGUGGGAAUGGUGCUGUUGUAAAAUUAUCCAAACCUCCGUUAGUCAAACAGAAUUCAAACGUUAGUUGUAAUUCUGAAACUAUACAAUAUGAGCCUUGUGUCGAUCACCUCAUUGUGCCUCUUCAACUCGACGAAUCAAAUCAAGACAGCUCCUCUGAUGACAACCAGUCUAUAAAUAGAUUGCAAUAUUCUCCACGACAUGCUCCAAAAAUUGUAUAUAGCCAGUCUGUAGAUCAUCCCCGUGUAGGUAGACUCUCCCCCUUUGGAUCCCCUUCGUCUUCACCAAGGUUAAGACGACAGCCAACGAUGGAGACUAGACGUGUGUCCGUCACUGACAAUGAUGGUUACACACAAUUAAAUCAGUAUCAACUAAAGAAUGAGAUAGGAAAGGGUUCCUAUGGAAUUGUCAAAUUAGCAUACAACGAAAAAGAUGAUGUUCAUUAUGCAAUGAAAAUACUUUCCAAAAAACGAUUGAUAAAGAAAGCUGGAUUCUACCGACGCCCCCCUCCAUCACGAGAUGGAAAACCUGUAAAUAAACCUGUGACACCUCUAGAGAAAGUGUAUCGUGAGAUUGCCAUUCUGAAGAAGUUGGAUCAUCCCAAUGUUGUCAGAUUGGUGGAAGUUUUAGAUGAUCCAGAUAAAGAUAAUUUAUAUAUGGCCUUUGAAUUGGUAGAAAAAGGAGAGGUUAUGGAGGUGCCUACAGAGAAGCCUUUAUCAGAAGACCAAGCUUGGUCGUACUUCAGGGAUGUCAUUUUAGGAAUAGAAUAUUUGCAUCAUCAAAAAAUCAUUCAUCGAGAUAUUAAGCCUUCAAAUCUGUUGUUAGGUGAUGAUGGUCAUCUUAAGAUAGCAGAUUUUGGUGUGAGUAAUGAAUUUACAGGAACAGAUAUAUCACUCAGUAAUACUGCAGGUACCCCAGCCUUUAUGGCUCCAGAAACUUUAAGAGAAGAGAAAGAAAAUUUUAGUGGAAAGGCACUAGACAUAUGGGCCAUGGGUAUCACAUUGUACUGUUUUGUGUUUGGACAGGUUCCAUUUAAAGAUGAAUUCCCUUUAGCACUUCACAACAAAAUAUUAAAGGACCCAGUUAAGUUCCCUACCAAUAUAAAGAUAACAGAUUCCCUAACAGAUUUGAUACAGAAGAUGUUAAAUAAGAAUCCAGACAACAGAAUUACCUUGCCCCAGAUAAAGUUAAAUCCAUGGGUAACUAAAGGAGGAACUUGUUCCCUGCCAACAGAGGAGGAGAACUGUACACUGGUUACCAUUACUGAAGAAGAUAUAGAUAAUGUUGUUAAACAUGUGCCAAAACUAGAUACACUUAUCUUAGUGAAGAGUAUUUUGAGACAGAAAUCCUUUAAGAAUCCAUUCCACAAAGACAAUGGAGAACAUAAGAAGACAUCCAGGUCACAUUCUGCACCAGAUGCAUUUGCUCAAGUUGUUAAAAGAAAAAUGUCAGAAUCCAAGAUGGAAUCCAGUGUUGAAGAGGUGUCAUGACAGAAUUACUUCCCUUUAAUCUACUGAAUGACUUGUCCUGAUUGGAUGCCAGGUUGAUGGUUGUGAUAUUUGUCUUACAAACAACUAUUGUUUUAUAUUUAAAACUUUGACUUUUAUCUAGAUUUUAUAUAUCUACCAAUAUUUUAAUGUUGAACAAUUAUAGCUUUAUUGUAUUUGGUAACUUGAGGGUGUGUUAUAUUUUAUAUGAUAAUAUGUGGGGUGUACUUAAUGUAUGCAAAUAAAAAAAUUCAUAUUGUUGAUGCACAACUUUUCAUAUUAAAAUGUUUUUUAUACUUAUUACACAAUUGUACAUAUUUUCUAAUGGGUAAAUUUUAAUCAAAUUUCAACAUUUUAUAUAACUAGAUUGUAGAAAAAAAUUAUAGUUAAGUAGCACUUUUUUAUAUUUUAUACAGCAUACAUGUACAAGGAUUAUAUAUGUAAAUCUAAUACAGUCUCACAAUUUAGAAUUAGCUUUUUUAAUAUUUUUAUGUUAUUAAUUUCUAAUUUUAUUGCAUUUUUUAUCUGGCUCUAUCACUAGUGCUAGUUAAAAUUUGUUUUCCUUUUUAAUUUUGUCUGUACUUAAUACUGUUACAAUAACACAUAGCUGUUGGUGCGAUAGAGCAGAUUAUUACCCAGAGAAAAUUUGUCAACCAAGGCUAAGCCAAGGAUAACAAUAUUUUACGAGGGAUAACAGUAUGCUCUAUCAACUUACAGUAAAUUCAGAAAUUAUUGCGUGCAUUUAUUAUUGCGAUUUUGUCAUUUUAGACUUUAAAGCUAUUUUAUUUAUUACGAUUUUGAGAUAUAUGUUGUUAAAUGCAUAUUAAAUAUUUCAAAAUGCAAGUUUAAAUUAUUGCGUUUACAAAUCUUCCGCAUUUUUUGCAAUAAUAAAAACCUCGCAAUAAUUUUUGAAUUUACAGUAAUUUAUUAUACUGAAUGUUCUGUUAUUCCCCUCUAUUGAAUAGCAAGCUCAAGUGUAUUGUAAAAGACAACCACCAGUAGUUAAAAAAUCACACAAUUGAUCAAGAGUCCCUGUGAAGGACACUAGAGAAUGGUUUUUGCUAUGGAAUAGGUUAAAUUACCUCCCUUAUAUUAAUCAAUCAAAAACUGACAUUUUAACAUGAACUAUAAUAACUGGGUAUUUUUGUUUUGCAGUAAUUUUUUGUUUAAAAACACAAAACAUGACACACAAACAAAGAAUAUCUUAAAGAUUACACAUAAAUGGAGAUUGUCUAAAACAUUACUCAUGGACAGAAAAACAUAUAAAACAUGACAGACAAACCGAGACCAUCUUGAUUUUUAUACAGAGGUCUCAAUCAAUUUUGGGCUGUUAAAUGACCAUUACAAAUAUUAUUAAAAACAUAUUGAAUGAUACAUUUUUAAAUCAGUUUUCAUUUAUCAAUCAAAAUAUUUCACAACUAAACGGGUAUUUUUGUAACUAGCCUUAAGUGGGGGAGAUAGGGGUUUGACCUCUAGCUGACCAAACAUUUUGUUUAAUAUUAGAGUUUGUGUAUUUUCUCCCCCAAGCAUACUGCAUUUAGGAGUAAGAGCAAUUGUCAGUUCUUUUCAGAGUUAUAAGAAUGCUUCUGAGCAGGAUAAUAUAUCUUCCAUCAGACCUUAACUUUAUGUUUAAGAUCUGACAUAGACUGUUGGUCACAUGCAUAGCAAAGUAUACUCAUAUCUCAUUAACAUUUUGUCAACCUGGACAGCAUGUUGAUUUUCUAUUAUGGAUGUUGAGCAGCCUUUAUAAACAAUCACAAUUGAUUUUUUUUUUUAAUGAAUUCCAUUUGAUAUGAUUAGUUUUUCUAAUAACUUAAUGCAAACAUUGAAUUUUAAUUAUAAAAGCACAAUUUCUUUAUGUUCCAUUUUGUGCAUACUAUUAUAAUAUAUAUAAUUAUAUUUUGUAGCACACAAGGUACUUUUUGCAUGAAAAUAAUAACAUUUAAAAACUUUUCAUACUUUGUAUUAGAACAUAAGUCACAGAUAAUCAACUGAUACUGUUACAUAUAAUGGUAUAUAACCAAUUCACAGCCUGUUCGCUAUAGCUUUAAUAUCAAUGCUGGAGUUUUUUUGGAAUCUCAAUUUUUUUAUUCAGAGUUUUAGAUCUUAUUUUUCAAAGCCACUUUUUGGGGAAGAGUAAUUGGGGAAUAAACAUUCCAAAUAAACUUUUCAGUUGUUCAGAAGAUAAAUGUUAUGAUCAGUAGCUACAAUCUUGUAUUAUACAAACAAACAAAGAUCUGUAGAUGUCUUUUGGUUUUUUUGUGUCAUUGGGUUGCAGUCUUAAUGAUGACUUUAGAUUUUUGUGCACUUUUCGAUACAUUUCCUAUGUCUCAGUGCUCAUGUUAUUAGGUCAAAGUUGUUCAAUGACCUCAUUUCCACAGAUUGACCUCAGGUCAACCAAAUUUUUUUCAUUCCUUAAAAUAACUUUAGAUUGAUAUAUUGACAUUUGCCCCACAAGUAUUUAACUCAUUUUAAAUGAAGCUUUUCAAACUCCUAUUGGAAAUAGGUACGGAGCACAUAGUCAUGUCUAAAAUGAACUAUUUAUACAUGUAUAAGUAAAACUUUUUUCUAUCAGCAGUCCAAACUGAAUAAUUGCAUUUCUAA
Mytilus trossulus (common blue mussel) is the source of this 4824-nucleotide messenger RNA. Its product is annotated as calcium/calmodulin-dependent protein kinase kinase 1-like. The coding region runs from base 490 to 2223 and encodes 577 amino acids. The transcript has 16 exons. Gene Ontology annotation, molecular function: ATP binding; calcium/calmodulin-dependent protein kinase activity; calmodulin binding. Gene Ontology annotation, biological process: positive regulation of protein kinase activity; intracellular signal transduction; protein phosphorylation. NCBI's taxonomy places the organism in Eukaryota, Metazoa, Mollusca, Bivalvia, Mytilida, Mytilidae. Gene Ontology annotation, cellular component: cytoplasm. The record is from RefSeq and is a predicted model, not a curated record.